GACGACUGACCAAAAUUGCGACAAGAUUGUGGCAAUUGGAAGAUAUUACAAGCCGAGAGACUCUAUAUAACGAACGAUACGAUUACAUGAUUGGCACAAGUAGAAUUGUUGUUGAUAGCCCCUGCUCAUGCCAUGGUAGCGUCAGAAAUAGCAACCAUUUUCUUUCUGUUCAAUGCUGUGCUGAGAGGCUCUUUGGUCCAAAGCCAAGGGCUGCAGAGAGGAUUCUACGACUCCAGCUGCCCUGAUGCGGAGGACAUCGUGAGGUCUACUGUCGAGAAGUACUACAACAACGAUGCCACCAUUGCCCCAGGCUUGCUCAGGCUGCACUUCCAUGACUGCUUUGUCCAAGGUUGUGAUGCCUCUGUUUUGAUUUCUGGAGCAUCAUCCGAGAGGAGUGCACCGCAGAAUUUCGGUCUCAGGGGAUUCGAGGUGAUAGACGACGCCAAGUCCCAGCUGGAAUCAACGUGCCCUGGGGUGGUAUCCUGCGCCGACAUACUGGCCCUCGCUGCACGUGAUUCCGUUGAUCUGACCGGCGGGCCAAGCUGGUCAGUGCCUCUGGGACGAAGAGAUGGGAGGAUCUCAUCAGCUGCAGACGCCAAGGCCCUGCCGUCUCCGGCCGAACCUGUGUCCGUCCAGCGCCAGAAGUUCGCAGACCAGGGCAUGUCCGACCACGAUCUCGUCACACUAGUCGGCGCGCACACGAUCGGGAAGACGGACUGCGCGUUCGUCCGGUACCGGCUGUACAACUUCACGGCGACAGGGAACGCGGACCCGUCGAUCAGCCCGGCAUUCCUGCCGCAGCUGCGAUCGCUGUGCCCGCCGAACGGCGACCCGGCGCGGCGGGUGGCGCUGGACAGGGACGGCGCGGGGUCGUUCGACGCGGCCUUCUUCAAGAACGUGAGGGACGGCAACGCCGCGCUGGAGUCGGACCAGCGGCUGUGGGGCGACGACGCGACGCAGGGGGUGGUGCAGAAGUACGCCGGCAACAUCCGGGGGCUCUUCGGGCUGCGCUUCACCUACGAGUUCCCCAAGGCCAUGGUCAGCCUGGGCGGCGUCGCCGUCAAGACCGGCAGGCAGGGCGAGAUCAGGAGAAAGUGCUCCAGGUUCAACUGAUGGUACAUGCAAUUCCGUAUGCCAUGCUUGUAAUAAUAACACGCUACCAAUUAAGUGGUGAGCAGCAUAGGUGCUGGUGUCCAAGUAUCUUUUGUUUGCAUGUUUUCCUUUCACUCUCUGCUGUGUGAGCCAAGGCUAAUGUUUGUUUCAUGAUCAUCUGCUUUAGAUAUGCUGACGACAAUAUUGUGGUGUUAUAUCCAGCUGAA
This is a messenger RNA of Triticum aestivum (bread wheat), 1319 nucleotides long. Its product is annotated as peroxidase 25. The record is from RefSeq and is a predicted model, not a curated record. Lineage: Eukaryota; Viridiplantae; Streptophyta; Magnoliopsida; Poales; Poaceae. Gene Ontology annotation, biological process: response to oxidative stress; hydrogen peroxide catabolic process. Bases 133 to 1113 code for a protein of 326 amino acids. Gene Ontology annotation, molecular function: peroxidase activity; heme binding. The transcript has 4 exons.